CAAAUAAUAGCGAGCGACAAGCGGGGGGGCCGUGGGCCAGACGCAUUGGUGAGAGUGCCAGACGUGCAAGGUGUGUGCAGGUGUGCCCAAGUCAGGUGUAAAUCAGAAGGCGAGGCAGGGUUCCCAAUGGCAGACGGCGGAUCUCUCCAUCAAAAGCAGUUUGAGGCGGCUGUUAAGCUUAUUCAGAGCCUGCCCAACAACGGCUCAGUCCAGCCGUCCAAUGAGGUCAUGCUGAGACUGUAUGGAUUCUUUAAGCAAGCCACACGGGGGCCAUGCAACAUCUCACGGCCUUCUUUCUGGGACCCACUUGGACGCCAGAAGUGGGAUGCCUGGAAUGCACUGAGUCAGAUGUCAAAGGAAGAGGCCAUGGUUGAGUACGUGAAUGAAAUAAAGCAGAUAUUGGAAAUGUUGCCCAUUACAGACAGAGUGGAAGAAUUUCUUCUUGCGCUUGGUCCUUUUUACGAGAUUGUAGACAAUAGCCUGAACAUAUCUACAAAACAAAACUUGAACCUACCAAACAUAUCGGACUACCCCAAAUACCUGAGCUUGGAACCAAAUGACUGGCAUAAGUCUUCUCCCAUGCAGAAUGGCAAAGACCCACAGCAGAGCCUUGAUUCAAAAUGUCAUGACAUAAAUUUAAAUGGAAAAUAUGACACUGAAGAUUAUCUUGAUGAUGAAAGAAACAAAAAAAAGCGAAUGAACGAACAUGCAGCUGACGAGCCUGUUUCAGGUGAACAUAAUGGAUUCUCCUUAACUGCUACGACGGGCACUGCUUUAAAAUCCCUCCAAAAAGAUGAAACCAAUAAACCAAAGAUCAACUGUUUGCACCAGGAUGAACAUUUACAGCAUGAGAAGUCCUUUUCCCCUGAGAGGAGUUUGCUCAAUCUUCCAACCUCUGGAUGCACCCAACUCCAAGGUGUCAACUUUGUGGCAGAUACAGCAGCCAAAGGCAGCAACCCAGAUGAAAGCAAGAUAAACUCCUUUACAGUGGAACGGGAGCCUUUGCUUAUGCUGAGACACGUUGAAGGAGAAGAAGGCAGUGCAUCGGAUGAAAUCACAAUCUCUCUGAGUGGCAGACUAAAACGGUCUGCAAUAAAUGGAGGUGUAAUUUUGCCACAUUUAACAGGCGAUUCGGACAGCGACCAUUACUGUGACUCCAUGGAACACCUCAAUGUUGAAGAAGCCACAAAGGGGAUGGAACAUAGCAGGGCCCAACUUAACUGCCCUAUCACUGACGAAACUAAAUUCAAGACAAUUCGUGGCCAGCAGAUGCUUCUCAAUGGCUCGUUUAGGCCAUCUCAUUUUGAAAUAAAAAAUAAAAUGAUCCAUAGUGGAGAAGGAAUGUCACAAGAAAAGAAUGCUAUCCAUUACAGUGAAGGGACAAUUUGUACCUCACAAUGUACUAUUCAACUUCAUGGUAAGGAAAGCCUAAAUGAAGACACUGAAAAAUUCGAGAAUCAAGCAGAAAAAGGCCAAGGACUCGCCAUGCUGGUCGAUGGAAGCAUGGAGGAGCCCAGAGCUGGCACUAGCGGCAGCAACAAUGGAUUUGACCAGUCGAGACAACGGACGUUCAAUACCAGCAAACAAAUCACUAUCACCCUCCAGCGGCUGCAGGAGGACAUGGAGAGGGUUCUGCACCAGCUUGGAAGUUUGGAGGCACUUGUCUCCUCUCAGGCUAUGUCGGCUCUAUCUCCAACGAGGGUUGAAGGACAUGUGCCGGUAAGAUUGCGUGCUGCAGGAAAACGCCCCGGUCUGUCACGCCUAAUGCUGCUAUUUCUUCUGGCGUGGCCAUUCUUCGCCCAGUGGAUUGUCCGUAUCAUUCUCAAAAGGCGUAGAAAAACUGCUUAGCAAAGGUUGCUUAAUAUUUUCACAAUCAAUGAUUCGUCCAGGAAUGAUGAAAUUGUAGUUUUGGAAAACUGAUGAAUGUAAAAACUACUUAUACAAUCAAAAUAAGUAAUCCCGUUUAGCAUGCCGAUUGUAUGACUUAUAUGCAAGCUGUUAAACAUGCCUUAUGCUCUUUUGGGAUUGCCAGCUCCGUUCUACCUUUCUUUGUAUCGCAUUAAACAGUUUAAUUGCAUGGUUGCACUAGCACCAAUACAGGAACCUUUCGAGAUAAGUACCAUUGUAUUAGGUUCCACACCUUAGUUUUAAUGAAGUUGUCGAUCAGUGGCUUUAAGAAUGUAUCAUUCAUAGAUAUGUCCACCGUUGGUAUCAGGAAAUAUUGGCUCCUCGCUGAAAAUAAUUCAUGUUUACAGAUAUAAGCCCCGUAAUUCUUGAAAAUCGUUAGAGUAUAAAUUAUGUUCAUGCAGUAGAUGACAGAUACAUAUUAAAGGUAAAUAACUACUGCUUGAGUUUUAUUUUAGAAUGUGAUGGUUAAUGUAAAAAGUAUGACGUACUGAUUGCAGUAAAUACUAAAUGGUACGAUAAAUGUUCAACUUUGCACUAAUUUUUAAAUAUCAUCGUGAUGCUAAUGCAUGACUUAAAUCAGUUAAAGUAUUAAGCAACAGACAAAUGUUGUGACAACACAUGAAUGUGGAGAUGAAUAAUUUAUAUUUUUAGUCAUGAGCACUUUCAGUUAAAAUUUUGUAAAAUAAUGUAAUGUAUAUCAAAAUCUCAAUUUUGUUGAAUAAAAUAUUGAAUGCGCAUGACA
This is a messenger RNA of Petromyzon marinus (sea lamprey), 2650 nucleotides long. RefSeq names its product acyl-CoA-binding domain-containing protein 5-like. The record is from RefSeq and is a predicted model, not a curated record. Gene Ontology annotation, molecular function: fatty-acyl-CoA binding. NCBI's taxonomy places the organism in Eukaryota, Metazoa, Chordata, Hyperoartia, Petromyzontiformes, Petromyzontidae. Gene Ontology annotation, cellular component: cytoplasm; peroxisome. Gene Ontology annotation, biological process: pexophagy; fatty acid metabolic process.